Molecule: messenger RNA, 1750 nt
Organism: Globicephala melas (long-finned pilot whale)
Lineage: Eukaryota; Metazoa; Chordata; Mammalia; Artiodactyla; Delphinidae
Gene: DCTN3
Product: dynactin subunit 3
Biological process (GO): cytoskeleton-dependent cytokinesis
Cellular component (GO): dynactin complex
Source: RefSeq, a predicted model, not a curated record
CUCUAUUUGGACGGACGUCCCGCCCUCUGGCUGUUCCUGGCUGAGGCGGAGCGGCGGGAGCUAUGGCGGCUGUGACAGAUGUGCAGCGGCUACAGGCCCGUGUGGAGGAGCUGGAGCGCUGGGUGUACGGGCCGGGCGGGUCUCGCGGCUCGCGGAAGGUGGCCGAUGGCCUGGUCAAGGUGCAGGUGGCUUUGGGGAACAUCGCCAGCAAGAGGGAGAGGGUGAAGAUUCUGUACAAAAAGAUUGAAGACCUUAUCAAAUACCUGGAUCCUGAGUACAUUGACCGCAUUGCCAUACCUGAUGCCUCUAAGCUGCAGUUCAUCUUAGCAGAGGAGCAGUUUAUCCUCUCCCAGGUUGCGCUUCUGGAGCAGGUGGAGGCUUUGGUGCCCAUGCUGGACAGCACUCAUAUCAAAGCCGUUCCUGAGCAUGCCGCCCACCUGCAGCGCUUGGCCCAGAUCCACAUCCAGCAGCAGGACCAGUGUGUGGAGAUCACUGAGGAGUCCAAGGCUCUCCUAGAGGAAUACAACAAGACUACAAUGCUUCUCUCCAAGCAGUUCGUGCAGUGGGAUGAGCUACUUUGCCAGUUAGAGGCUGCCAAGCAAGUGAAGCCAGCAGAGGAGUGAUGGCUGCUUCCCAUCCUAGGGUGGGCCAGGGCAGCCUGGCUCCAGGCCCUAUGCCAACCUGCCCUUGUAACAGGACAGAGCAGAGGCAGCUCUGUAUUUAUUGGAUUCACAGCCUACCAGUCUGCACUCAGGUGGGGCUCUGGGGUCAGAGGUCUGGCUACUUGAGAUUUGCUAUUUGCACCCCCUCCCCCCUCAUCAGUGUCCUGUUCCAAAGACAAUAAACUGUACAGAUCACUGGAGGUGUGUGUUAGCUUCCCGAUGUUGUAUGGGUAUGGUGGUGGGGAUGAGGUUGAUAGGCCAGAGUUGUUGGCCUUCCUCCUAGUUGGACUGAGAGCUAUACUCGUCCUAGUCUGGCUUUCCGGGAGAGGUAAAGCUCUCAGGAUGAAUGCUCUCAUUUGCUUGAUGUGAGUGGAACAUUCCUUUAUGUAUCCAUUUAUCCCGCAUUUACCAAGUACACUCUAAAUGUCAGAUGCCAUACCAGGUGGGGAGGACACAGGUAGGGUCCACCUGAUUCCUACCCUGUACAGGUUAGCUGAGGAGACAGUCAAGGAAAAGGGGAGGGACAGGUGGCACCAGGGUUCUUUGGGGGCACAGAAGAAAAAGGAAUGUGGGACGCAGCCCUGGAGGGUGACAUGCAGGGUUUUGAGAGCCAAGGGAGCAGCAUGUGCAAUGCAGAGGGGAGCCUUUAAGUUUCUCUCUUGGGAGCCUACUUGGUGCUAUUAGCCGAGAAGGGGAGACUAAAAGAGGUUUGGAUGCAGGGGGCUUUUAGGGGGUGGGCCGUGGGGAGCGGUGGUACGGUUGGAAAGGAGAGCAUGUUAAAGAGCAGAGAAACUGAUGGUCCCUCACUCCACCGAGUGUUUGCUGCCCCCUUGUGGUCUCAGGGACUGCUGUAGCUCCAGGCCCCUUUCCAUCUGGCCUGCCCACCAGCCCACCAGCCCACCAGCAGGGUCUCACUGGCAUCUCAAAUUCAGCACGUCUGAAACUGGGAGUCAUCCUAGACUCUUCCCUCCUUCUUCGUCCGAACAGUCGUCAAAUCUACCUCCUGGUAUCUUCCAACUUAAUCUACUUUUCCCCAUUCCCACUGCUGUUUCUCUGGUUCAUUCUUUCAAUAAAUGAUUUAUAACAAA